Messenger RNA from Trifolium pratense (red clover), 1561 nucleotides. RefSeq names its product 3',5'-nucleoside bisphosphate phosphatase. The transcript is spliced from 5 exons. The record is from RefSeq and is a predicted model, not a curated record. The coding region runs from base 98 to 1459 and encodes 453 amino acids. Gene Ontology annotation, molecular function: 5'-3' DNA exonuclease activity; 5'-3' RNA exonuclease activity. Lineage: Eukaryota; Viridiplantae; Streptophyta; Magnoliopsida; Fabales; Fabaceae.
AUCUAUUCAAACAAACAAACAAACAAACUCGCCCUAAAAUGGCUUAACAAAUAAUCAAAAUUCAAUCUUUUUUUCAUCCAAACUGCUUUUAUCAAAGAUGGGAGAUGGUGGCGCAGUUCAGGUUACAAACAAUUCCAAUAAGAGUAAUAAGGAUAAGAAAAAGAAGAAGAAGAAUAAAAACAGAGGUGGAAGCAAGAAGAAGAUGACCCAUGAACAAGUUUUGGCUUUUAAGUUUGUUACUGAAUGGGUUUCUUUGGAUCAUCCUUCUUCUUCUUUAGGUUUGGCUACUUCUUCUGUUGUUGAUGAUUUUGGAGUUCAGAAGCCUGUUGGAAAAAAUGGUGACAAAGUUCUGUUUGAAUUGCACUCUCAUUCUAAAUGUAGUGAUGGGUUUUUGUCUCCUUCUAAGGUUGUUGAGAGAGCUCACAUGAAUGGCGUGAAAGUUCUUGCUCUGACAGAUCAUGACACUCUGGCAGGCAUCCCUGAGGCUGUAGAAUCGGCUCGAAAAUAUGGAAUCAAGAUAAUCCCAGGUGUUGAAAUUAGUACAAUAUUUUCUCCAAGCAGUGGAGACACUGAAGCAGAGGAACCUGUUCACAUAUUAGCAUAUUAUAGCAGUAUUGGACCAUCAAGGUUUGCGGAGCUGGACAAGUUUUUGUCGAACAUAAGGGAUGGACGUUAUCUUCGAGCAAAAAACAUGGUCUUAAAAUUGAACAAGCUAAAAAUGGCCCUUAAGUGGGAACAUGUUUGUAGGAUUGCAGGCAACGGAGUUGCUCCCGGAAGGCUCCAUGUAGCCCGUGCUAUGGUUGAAGCAGGUUAUGUUGAGAAUCUCAAACAAGCCUUUGCUCGAUAUCUUUUUGACGGCGGACCUGCUUACUCCAAGGGAAGUGAACCUAUGGUGGAGGAAGCAAUAAAAAUGAUUUGCGAUACUGGGGGUGUCUCCGUUCUGGCUCAUCCAUGGGCUUUGAAAAAUCCUGUUGCCAUUGUUAGGAGGUUAAAAGAGGCAGGCCUUCAUGGGAUGGAGGUCUAUAAAAGUGAUGGAAGGCUUGCAGCUUAUAGCGACCUGGCCGAUACCUACGAACUUUUGAAAAUCGGAGGUUCGGACUAUCACGGAAGAGGAGGACACCAUGAAGCUGAGCUGGGAAGUGUGAACCUUCCAGUACUAGUUUUGUAUGACUUUCUUAAGGUAGCUAGACCUAUAUGGUGCAAUGCUAUAAAGAAAAUAUUGGAGUGUUAUGCUGAGGAACCUUCGGAUACUAACCUAGAAACAAUUACAAGGUUUGGGAGAACCCGAGUUUUUAAAGGAGGUUCACCCUUGAACUGUGGACAGGAUUUGAUUGAUCAUUGUUUACAUCUCUGGUUAAGUAGCCAAGAGAUGGAAAAUGAAGAGUUUGAGGCUAUCAAAUUGAAGCUUUCCAAUGUAUCUACUAGUCAGGGAGGAAUUCAGGUUCUCAUAAAGACUUAGAAGUUGUGUAUUCUAUUUGUUACAUAAAUUUUGUUAAUCAUUCCCCUGUAUUUUUGUUUGGCAGUCUCAUUGUUAAAUUUGUUGGUAAAGUUUAAUUGCCUA